AUGUCCGAGACCUUCAACAGCGAGCAUCAGACUGGCGAAAUAUUUCAUCCGGAGGCCAAUGAAGAUGAUGUUCACAUCAUAGAUCGAAACCUCCCUGACACAUCCAACUACGAUGGGGCCAGCAAUCUCAUCCCGCUCACUAUAGGAACACCCAAGCUCCAAUACAAUAAUGAUGGCAACUACGUAGAUCUGCCCCAGGGAAACAAUCAGAACAACGAGAACAACAAUUAUCAGCAACUUCCUUAUGAACCCUCUGGGUUCACUCCAACAGGUUAUACUCCAGUGUUGGCUCCAAGCCCGAGCACAGAAUUCCCAAGUAACCAACAGCUUGCAACGUUUAACCAGCCUAAAUUCUAUCCACCAUUACAGCCUCUCUCGGAGUCGGUUAUACCUAAUGGGCUCACAAUACAACCUUUUGCGUUAAAAGGAAAACCAGAGGCUGAUAUUCCUGACAGGCGGCCUAUGACACAGCCUAAGAAGAAAAAAGAGAGUACGGGUCCGAAAACUAGGCCGGCUUUUGUUGUGAAGCUCUGGUCAAUGGUUAACGAUCCUGCCAACCACGAGUAUAUCAGGUGGAACGAGGACGGAAAAACGUUUCAAGUUUUCCAUCGAGAAGAUUUCAUGAAAUUGGUUCUUCCUAAAUACUUCAAACAUAACAACUUUGCCAGUUUCGUGAGACAAUUGAAUAUGUACGGGUGGCAUAAAGUGCAAGACAUCACUAGCGGAACUAUGAAUAACCAAAAGGACGAAAGAGGCAACGAUGAAGCUUGGCAGUUUGAAAACCCCAAUUUCAUUCGCGGCCAUGAAGAAUUGUUAGACAAGAUUGUGAGGAACAGAAAUGGAAAUCAAGAAGGUGAAAAUAAUGAUAGUCAAGUGAACUUUGCUUUGGUCAUGAAUGAACUAGACCAAAUAAAGAUGAAUCAAAUGGCUAUAGGUGAAGAUCUUCGCAGAAUUCGCAAGGACAAUCAGACCCUUUGGACUGAGAACAACAGAACUCGUGAGGCGCAGAAAGAGCAGGCAAAGACACUCGACAAGAUAUUGCAUUUCUUAGCCGCAGUUUAUGGAAAUAACACAGGCAAGAUAUUGGAGGUGGACAACGCACCUUUUGAAGGAGAACAUUACAUGACUGCGUAUUAUCCAAAUCAAACCUAUCCUUCAUCACAGCCGCAGGGUCAGCUGGCAUCAAUGCAAUUCAAUCCAUAUCCUCAGAGAUCUCCUAGCCCAUUCAGUAAGCCUCGUUUAAUGCUCACAAACGAAGCUCACCAGAGAAGUCCUUCAAGUAAAGAUGAGGGUAGGCUGAGCUCUAAUUCUGGCCCUGACUCCAUUGAAGAGAUAAUGAGGUCCUACGAGAAUACACCUAAUAGCGCGCCUACAAACAGUCCCAAUUUGAGCAAGAUGUACCAACAAAUCAUGAAUCAGGAAGGACCGGUAUCAUCUCCUCGCCAUUAUUUCCCUGAACUUGUUUCCAAUGGAUCAUACUUCCCUAACCGCUCGCAAUCACCAAUCGAGGCCAAUGGGAACUCCACCCACGACCUUAUAAAUGGAAUAGAGCAGGAUGUCAACAAGCAGGGUCAAUCUCUACAAAAAGUUCAAGAUUGGAUACAAGACUUGGCAUCACAGCAGCAGAGAGACCAGCAGAAGAAUCAAGGCACUGUUGAAGAGAUUAGUCCCAAGAAUGACCUUGAUGAGUUUGAUGUCAACGAGUUCUUGAAUUCUAGCCAAAACUACAAUUCCGGAGCCACACCCCAGAGCCCGCAAGAUAAUGCGGCUCAAAAAUCAAAGAAGAGAAAUGUUCAACAAACCAAGCCACAAGCCACCAAGAAGCAAAAACGCCUGUGA
Meyerozyma guilliermondii ATCC 6260 is the source of this 1839-nucleotide messenger RNA. It is a transcript of the gene CTA8, whose product is annotated as stress-responsive transcription factor. The record is from RefSeq and is a predicted model, not a curated record. Bases 1 to 1839 code for a protein of 612 amino acids. Gene Ontology annotation, molecular function: DNA-binding transcription factor activity; sequence-specific DNA binding. The transcript has a single exon. Lineage: Eukaryota; Fungi; Ascomycota; Pichiomycetes; Serinales; Debaryomycetaceae. Gene Ontology annotation, biological process: regulation of DNA-templated transcription.